AUGAAAUAUAGAACCCCUGUUGGUGAUAUUUCAUAUGAAAAUUAAAAAAGAGGAUUUAACUUGUUUGAGAAAAAACUUAGAAUAGUGCUAUGGGUGGUGAUAUCUAUUUUAGUAUUGAUUUACAUCGCAAAUGCUUGGUAAAUGUCUGUAUCCUGCAACGAAAAUUUUGAUACAGCAGUAAAAUAUGGUGAUUGUCUUGUGAUUUUCAUGGUCAAUCCAGUCAUUUCUUAUCUAUUUAUUAAGAAUGCGAAGAGAUAUAGAAGUGAUGCUUGGGAAUCUCUCAGAUCAUAUGUAAUAAAUUUCAAAUCAAAAGUCGAUAAACAAUUAAAAAAUAGACUCUAUCAGUUAUGA
Molecule: messenger RNA, 351 nt
Organism: Stylonychia lemnae
Lineage: Eukaryota; Ciliophora; Spirotrichea; Sporadotrichida; Oxytrichidae
Source: the annotation of a GenBank genome assembly